GUAGUGGGGGUUGUGGACGAGCCAAGUUCAUUCUGCACGCCGCUACUCAGAACGUCGCGACGUCUUAACGUGCGCGGUUCACUUAAAGGUGACGCUUUUAGCCGGUAGUAACGUUUCUUUUGCUGCGUUCAGCGAUGCAAUUAUGGUUUGGUAGUGUCGCGAUGCUGGAACGCGUAAUUGCUGUCCGUGAGAAUAACUAGGUCGUGAAACGAAUACGUUUCUUCUCUGUUUUAAUUAAGUAAUUCACGAGAUAAGGAUAUAGUGAUGGAUUCAUAAGGAUUUCUUUAGUUGUGAACCGAGUGAUGUUGAGGGUUUGAAAAAAAAAGUAACGCUUUCAGUGUCGGGUCGAACGAAAAGUUUUUACCCAAGUGAUUAAUGCUCGCGUGUGCUUCGUUCGUCUAUAAUCGAUUUUAUUUCUGGUUUAUGUUUUGGCCAGUGGGCUGUUUUACUUUAGUGUCAAAUUGUUUUGUGGAAAUCUUCUGAGAUGAUCGAAUUACGUGAAUGCCCGACGCAACCGCGAGUUUCUUGUCUGCGAAACGUCCGGCAAAGUGAAAAUUGUGAAAAUCCAAUUCUGAAUAGGAAAUUGAAGCGACUCGUUGACAUUUCUAACUUUGAAUAACGUUUCUUUGUGGCUGAAACUGCAAGUGAAAAAAAAAUGCAAUAAACUUUCGAUCGAAAUCCGUUUCAAAGCAUCUACCAUGGUAUUACUGAGUUCAAGAUAUCAACCACUUGUUGCUGUUGGAUAUUAAAACUCGGCACAGCAUCCAGCUGGGUUAUCUGGUGUCCCCGAGGUGCAGGAACAAAACGAUACCUGGACGAGCAGAUCCCACAGAGCGGCAUGGCCGCCGCCGAGGAAAAGUCGUUCUUCAACGUGAAACGAAUCAGCGUUUCUCGAGCGACGAAGAAGCAAGCAUCGAGUAAACGAAUUAAAGAAGAAAUGGCAAAAGAUAACGAAAUGAUAAAAUGAGCAGACCCCAAGAGAGACUGAACUUCGAAGCAAUGAAGCUGAUACCGUCUCACUUGAUGAACGGCGACCAGAAUCCAAACAAGUCAUUGGAGAUGCUGCCAGACUGCGACAGUCCGCUCAACGAGGGCCAAUGGGAAAAUCUAACGGAUUCAGGAGUCCUAAAUUCAUUCUUGAACUUGAGCUGCCUAGAGCACGCGCCCCAACUCACCAGAAGUUCCUACAUAAAGUCAAUGAUACUGGCGGCGAUGGCGUCGCUGAGCCUGAUAGCAAACGCCGCGACGAUCUACUCGAUAAGGAGGAACCGUCGGAAGCGACAGAGCUGCUCGGCAAUUUACACAUUGAUUUUGCACCUGUCGAUCGCCGAUCUCCUCGUGACCAUAUUUUGCAUCGGAGGCGAAGCGCUCUGGAGCUACAGCGUCGCCUGGCUCUGGGGAAACGUUGCCUGCAAGCUCUUCAAGUUCCUUCAGGUCUGGAGCCUCUACCUCAGCACCUUCAUCCUCGUCCUGAUCGGCGUCGACCGAUUUGUCGCUGUUCGCUAUCCAAUGAAGAGUCUCAACACCGCACAGAGAUGCAAUCGGCUUGUGCUGUUCAUGUGGAUUCUUUCGUUCGUCCUUAGCAUUCCUCAGGUGGUAAUAUUCCACGUAGCCCGAGGACCCUUCGUCGAAGAGUUCUAUCAGUGCGUGACUCAUGGUUUUUACACGGAAGCUUGGCAGGAGCAACUUUACACAACCCUCAGCCUGGUCUUCAUGUUCCUGCUGCCAUUGGCCAUUCUAAUCGCCACAUACGUAUCCACAGUAGUUACGAUAGCUCGUAGCGAAAGGGUCUUCAGGGCCGAAUUGGCAAGCAGCAAUUUGAAUCACGUGUCAGGUGACGUCAACAGGCGCAGACUGAUGCAUCGCGCCAAGACCAAGUCGUUACGCAUAAGCGUGGUGAUAGUUGCUGCCUUCGUUCUGUGGUGGACGCCGUACUACACCAUGAUGAUAAUCUUCAUGUUCCUCAAUCCGGACAAGCACUUGAGCAACGACAUGCAAAGCGGGAUAUUUUUCUUCGGGAUGAGCAACAGUCUUGUCAAUCCACUUAUAUACGGGGCUUUUCAUCUUUGGCCCCAACGCAGACGACAAGGCAGCCACUAUCGGGAUGGCUCAACGAUCCAGCAUCGCAGCACUACCACACAUGCGAGUUUCAUGCUGGCAACGCGUGGCGGUAGUACUCGGCUUUCGAGACAGCAGACGAGAAACUCAAAUUUGAACCUCAACAGAGGCUCCCAUCAGCCCGAUGAGACGGUGCUUGUGCAUUUGAUGGAGGAACCGCGAAAUAAUAAUGAAAAGUCAAACAACAGACAGGCCAGACUCAUCUUACGAUACAAUGAGAACGGGAACGGCGACGUGGAGAACAAAUUGUUCAUCGAUCAUACGUAAUCCCUGCGACGUUUGCGCCCAUAUUGGCGAACGGUGCAUUUUUCUAGAGGAAGUUAUUCCCGAGUGGAGGACGAGACAUUCUCAGCGCUGCAAGAGAAACUAUUAAUUAGCUAUUGCUCGUAACGAGUGUAUUGUUUGCUACAUACGAGAGCAUGGAUGGUACUUAGAAUUUUUUUACUUUCAAGAUACUUAAUGACGUCACCGAGAUUUAUAUGUAAUGUAAUAUCGAUAUGCGUUUCGUGUACUACCUCAUGUAUGCUUACGUAUUCAUCUCGUGUAAUAUAAUGUAAUUGAUAUCAGUAACGUGUAUAUUUUUAAUUAAAUGUGUAAAAUAAUAAAGAUCGAUCGUAACAUCACUUCUAGAUUUAUAAGCUAA
Messenger RNA from Cephus cinctus (wheat stem sawfly), 2761 nucleotides. It is a transcript of the gene Crzr, whose product is annotated as gonadotropin-releasing hormone receptor. The record is from RefSeq and is a predicted model, not a curated record. The coding region runs from base 964 to 2385 and encodes 473 amino acids. NCBI's taxonomy places the organism in Eukaryota, Metazoa, Arthropoda, Insecta, Hymenoptera, Cephidae. Gene Ontology annotation, molecular function: corazonin receptor activity. Gene Ontology annotation, cellular component: membrane. Gene Ontology annotation, biological process: neuropeptide signaling pathway. The transcript has 6 exons.